Messenger RNA from Brassica napus (rape), 2316 nucleotides. RefSeq lists its product as uncharacterized. The record is from RefSeq and is a predicted model, not a curated record. Gene Ontology annotation, molecular function: nucleic acid binding; RNA-DNA hybrid ribonuclease activity. The coding region runs from base 1 to 2316 and encodes 771 amino acids. The transcript has a single exon. NCBI's taxonomy places the organism in Eukaryota, Viridiplantae, Streptophyta, Magnoliopsida, Brassicales, Brassicaceae.
AUGGCAGUUAAAACUGACAUGAGCAAGGCAUACGACCGGUUGGAGUGGGAGUUUAUUGAACUGGUCUUACAGCGACUAGGAUUCCAUCAAGUGUGGAUAAACUUGAUCAUGCAAUGUAUAUCCACUGUUACAUAUUCUUUUCUCAUCAACGGCUCGCCUAGAGGAAAGGUAUCACCGAGUAGAGGUAUCCGUCAAGGAGACCCACUCUCACCAUACAUAUUCAUCUUAUGUAGUGAAGUGCUCUCGGGACUUUGUAACAGAGCACAAGAAGAAGGAAGACUACAAGGCGUUCGAAUUGCAAGGGGGUGUCCCCGAAUAAAUCAUCUCCUCUUUGCGGAUGAUACAAUGUUCUUUUUGAGCACUAAUUCGACCUGCCGAGCUGCCUUACGAGACAUAUUACAACGAUAUGAGGAGGCCUCAGGACAGACUAUCAACCCCGAGAAGUCAGCCAUCACCUUCUCGAAGCAUACUCCUUCGGAUUUGAAGCAAGCAGUCAAGGAUGACCUCCAAAUUCAAAAAGAGGGCGGUACUGGAAAAUACUUGGGACUACCGGAGCAAUUCGGUAGGAAGAAGAAGGACCUCUUUGCAUCAAUAGUGGAUCGAAUCAAGCAAAUAGCAAGUGGUUGGUCAACAAAAUUUCUCUCUACUGCGGGAAAAAUGGUCAUGCUGCAAAGUGUUCUCAGCGCUGUACCGUCCCACUCUAUGACUUGCUUUAAACUCCCCAUUUCGCUAUGCAAGAGGAUACAGUCUACGGUUACUCGUUUUUGGUGGGACAAGAGAGAAGGCGAGAGGAAAAUGGCGUGGAUUGCAUGGGAUAAGUUUGCUCAGCCAAAGUUUAGAGGUGGACUUGGAUUCCGAGACUUUGAAAGUUUCAACGAUGCUCUCUUGGCUAAAUUGAGUUGGCGCCUAACUCAACACCCUGAAGGACUUUUGGGACGCACUUUAUUUGGAAAAUACUGUGCAGCGGAGGACUUCUUACUCUGCCCUGAAACGGAUGCGAUCUCCCAUGGAUGGAGAGGAAUAUUGAUAGGACGAAACCUGCUACUACAGAAUCUAGGUUGGGUGAUCGGAGAUGGCCAAGACAUCAAGAUAUGGAGUGACCCAUGGCUCAGUUUCGUAAAACCGGAAAGACCCUUUGGCCCCCCACCAGAGAGGUACACACAAAGUACGGUUGCUGACCUGCUGGUUACCGGAACUACGGAAUGGAAUUUGCAGGAAAUUAGACGUAUCUGUCCUGCCUACGAGCAGCAAAUUCUGAGUAUAAAACCAAGCAAAAAGGGAGCGAAAGACAAAAUGGUUUGGCUAGGUACUAAGUCAGGAGAGUACUCGACAAAAACUGGAUAUGCAGUUGCAAGCCUGUCCCAGGUUGAUGAAGAUGACCAAAACAACCAAAACAUAGUUGACUUCAACUGGAACAAAUGCGUUUGGGGUCUCAACACUGCACCCAAAAUCAAAAUGUUUGUAUGGAAAGCUCUGCGUAGAGCCCUCCCUGUGGGAACUAGACUGAUCGAGCGACAUAUUAACGUCGACCCAAGAUGCAAGAGAUGUGGAGAACCUGAAUCUAUAACUCAUCUUCUGUUCCACUGCCAGUUUGCGAAGGAUGUGUGGCUCGCUGCUCCCUUCAACCUUGGCUUUGACAGUAGCGGAAUUAUAGAUUUAAUGGAAUGCUGGGAACACCUGAAGAACCUAACGUGCUUACCCCCGACAGGUCUAGCUACGGGAAACCUCCCCCCCUGGAUACUCUGGUCGCUUUGGAUAGCCCGCAACAACCUCUGUUUCAACAACAGAACCUCGAAGCCGGAGGACAUCCUCACAAAAGCGAUUGCAGGGGCGAGAGAAUGGCAGAAUGGACAAGAGAAGACACAACUACCAAAAAGGAACCUAGUUCCAGCAAGAACAAGAGAAGAGAGAAUAAAAUGCAGGACUGAUGCGGCUUGGAAAGCUUCUGGAAGUAUUGCGGGUCUUGGGUGGAACAUCAUCGAUGGAAAUGUGCCUCUUAGUUUUUCUGCCUUUGAGCUGAAUGUCCACUCGCCUCUGGUUGCGGAGAGCAUUGCAAUGAGAGAAGCUAUGGCGAAAUGCCUUGAAUUGGGUUUGGACUCUGUCUGCUUUGAAUCUGAUUCAUCUCAGCUGAUAAAUGCCAUAAGUGAAGAGAAGAUACCAUUGGAAGUUUAUGGAAUUGUCUCAGACAUCAUCCUCCUAUCCUCUAGUUUUAACUCUGUUUCUUUUUAUUGGAUAAGCCGUGAUGUUAAUGCGGUGGCUGACAACUUAGCAAAACAAUGUUUGGUGGUUGCAGAGGCUUUUAUGGCCGAGACUUAA